UGACAGACUGCCGAGUGCAUACGCGCCGUGGAGCAGAGGGAAGAUGGCGGAGAGGAUUGUCGAUCUUGAGCAAGAAUGGAACGAACGGGGCCUGGACACGGCCGAAGACACGCUGGUUGCGAUGGAAACCCUUUUGGCCACACUGAGGGCUUUCGAAGACGGCCUCAGGCAACAGGAAUUAUCUGUGGCGUCGUCCGCGGACUACUGUGACAACUUUUGUCAGGCACUUAUGCAUUAUGCCGGCAGCAGAAACUCCAUAGACCACGGUCUUCCGCUUCUCGAAGUCUACUGCCUGUCGAUAAACUGUUUCGCCGCCGCCCGAUCACACCUCACCGCAGAGUCGGACAAAGUGACUCUUGUUUUGAAGAGACUCGCUCUAAGCUGUUUUGAACUAUUUCUGUCAGUUCCCGAAAAUGAGAUCCCCUAUGAAGCAUGGGUUCAAUUCCACCAAUCUGUUCAGACUGCACAUGACACCUUGUUACAGUACGGGAGUACAGACCUUCAAGCUUUAUUACAGAUUACAGGCGAGGGAGGUGCAUGGAGCAAUCCCAUUCUCGCCGCCCUCCUCUCUGGAGAGCCUAUCAUCAAACAAGAAGUGGACGCAUACAUUUGCUUGGAGGGUGAGGGCUUCAUGGAAAUGCGGGUGAAGCAUCUGGAGAAGAUGGGCGAGGUGGCCAAGGCUGUGGUGCUGGCAAAAGCGUGCACAGACUGCAGCGCCAUCCCCAACCAAGCUACUUUUCGUCACACCUACGUCGCCCUGCUUUGCCAGCUACUUCCCAACGCGGAAGCUAUCAUGGAGAUAUCCAGGCAAGACUGCAAGGAUGUUCUUGAGAUUACUACCAACUUGGAGAUGGAGGGGGAGGAGAAUGCUGGCUUUAUCCUGUGCACAACCUUCCUGACGCAGCAGCUUCAGCAGCCCAGCCUUGACCACUCCUGGGAGCUGAUUCAACUGUGGAGUAAACUUCAGAGGAAGCUGGACCCCUCACUUGUAUCUCUUCUUGAAAGGUGCCUUCAGCUGGGCGCCAUCGCCAUAACAGUGCAACAUUUGCUGUACUUGGCCCGUUUAAUUCAGACAGAGGCAGAGGCAGCGGGCACCGCUGCCUCGGUGGAGUUGUGCGUUAAAGCUCUACAACUUCCAAAACACGAUGACUCGGAAAGCAGAAUCGGCAUCUGUAAAGUUCUGUCUGGCCUCCUCCUCAAUGAUCUGGAAGUGCGGCGGGCCUGCCACCUUACAGAGUUUCUGCUUGGCCCCAGUCAACGGGUAUUAACUAGCCUCCAGGAGCUCUACCAGUGCCCAGACCAAAAAUAUGAGCAGGAGAGCAGUAUCAUUCCCAACUCGCUACGCUGUGAACUGCUACUGGUGCUGAAGGCCCACUGGUCCAUUGACCCGGAAUUCUGGGACUGGAAAGCCCUCAAGUAUCACUGUAUCUCCCUUUUGGGGUUGAAACCCGAGUCAGAAUGGGAAGCCGACGAGGAAAAAAGUGAGAAAGUACCCGUGCUUCGGGUCAACACGCCGACAGAAGAAAGUGAGCCCAAACCCUGCUUAAACGGAAGUCUUCAUCUUCACACGCAGCCUGACGGAACGCCUCCUCGCAUUAUUGGCGGCGAAGCAGGAGCGAGAAGAGCCAAGCUGUGUUGUCGGAUUUGUACACUGUCCUUCACUGGCAUUCAAAUCCUCCACCAUGCCAAAAGACACAUUGUGAACAACGUGCACCCCUGCCCCAUCUGCCUGCAGAAUUUUCGGAGCAGGAAGGAGCUGCUACCCCACAUGAGACAUCACCUCCAACGGGAGACGCUAAGCAACAACGUCAAGAUUCAAGACGAUGAGAUGGAACCCGGCGAGAUCACCAUUGACCCAUCUUUAAUUCUAUAUUACAAAUCCACCCGUGAUCCCGGAGUCCUGCAGCACAUUGUGCAACAGGCCAAAACGGUCCCGAAGAAGUGCACGGACAACGAGCACGUGACGUUCGAUUACAUGUACCAGCACUUCAGUCUGCAGAACCGAGAGGAGUAUUUCUGUCCCGGAACCGGGUGUUCUCGGGUUUUCAAACACUCCAAGUACUUGUACGUGCAUUUCAAGUCGGAACACAAAGGCGAUGAGAACGUGAAGCAUUUUCAUCAGAUGCGAGAGCAACGGGAGAAGUGCGCUUUCUGCCGCCGCCACUUUGUCUCCGCUUACCAUCACCACAAACAUCGGAAAGUUCACUACUGCGAGCAACCGUACAUGUGCGUGGCGAUGGGCUGCGGUGCUCGCUUCGGUUCUUCCAAUGAGCUCGUGUUGCAUAAACAGAUCCACGGCUAUCAGAUAAGGUACCAGUGUGAGCUUGAAGGCUGCGACGUGAAUUACUCCGACCUGGGGCAACUUUAUCACCACGAGGCGCAGCAUUUCAGGGAUGCUGCAUUCACCUGCCCUGGCGCCAUAUGUAAAAAAUUUUACUUUUCCAAAAGGGAAUUCAUAGCGCAUCUAUCGACGCACAACCUUACGUUCUCCGAAGAGGACUUUGAGGAUCAGAGGAUAGCGAAAGAGACCCUUUUCAAGGCUGAUUUGGAAAGGGCGGCCCAUGUUAGCAGUCCAAAUGAUGCGGAAGUAGGUGUUGUCGGAGAUAACCAGAACAGUUCCUCGGAAAGUCGUUCCGCCUCCUGCUGUCAACCAUCCGGCAACGUUAAACCCAAAGCAUUGCUGACUUUGGUGGCUGUGUGUUUCGACGGAUGCAAGUUCACCUGCGGCUUCGAGAAGUGCGGUAUGACUUUCUCCCGAGCGAGAGAUGUCCAGAGACACCUUAAACACGCCCACCCUGAACACCUUAAACUGGAGUUCAAAGAGCACAAACAUGACAAGGAGCAGGGUCCAAAGUCCAAAAAGAUCAAGACCGAAAUGGAGUCGGACAAUGAUGAAGGCGAAUACCAACUCUUGGAUCCGUGCUCACCUGAAGAAGAUGGCCCUGAAUGGGAGACCUCUACCGCUUCUCCAACUUGUACCAAAAACGACGUCCUUAAAGAAAUCCUCAUGAGGCUAAGUCGGCUGGAUCUGAAUUCCCUCAAGUCCCCACAAAGUCAGCCGCCUCAGUGCGUCCAAAAUCAUCACGACGUCACGGAAAACCGACCCGAGGUUUUGCUUUCGAAACCAUCGUCCCCGCUGCCUAAAAGGAAUCUCACAGCAAGAGCCGUCCAAUCGCUUGCGACGACUAAACCCUACGUUUGCGCCGUAGUAAAGUGUGCCUUUAGGACGGCACAGGUUGAUAACUUGAGCCGCCACUACAACAACGUGCACGGCUACCCGACCAAAGAGGCCGAACAGAUGGCUCAUUUUAACGCCGCCCCGCCGGUUCCGCCUCAAAGAAAUCCAACCGAAGAAAAAGUCGUCCAAAUACUCGCCAACGCCAAACCCUACACUUGCCAGAUAGCCAAGUGUCACUUUAGGACCGCACGAACCUACAGUCUGAUGCGCCACUACGUGAAACUACACAACCGCUCGCACGAAGAAGCCAAACAGAUGUGUGUCACGGACCGGUCGUAUAAACCCUUCGAGUGUCAUCUGUGCUCGCAAACUCACAGAGAGAUUAAAGGCUUGAGGAACCAUUAUAUUCAGAUGCAUGGCGUCUCUGCCAGUUUGGUGGAAAGAUUUAGUUUCCGAUCGACGCGACCUACCAGCCCCACAUUACAGAACUUGAACCCGACAGUGAAAAUGGAAGCACCCAGUUGGGAACAGGAAGUGAGAAAAAGCGAGAAUAGACCAAACCGAACAAGUUGUUCUUCAGCUCCGGCUGGAAAUGAAGCUCAAGAGGAUGAAAGUGAGCACAAGGGAGACGUUGAGGCCGAGGUGACUCCCCAGGUCAGAACGAAACGCUUGGUGACGAAAAGUAAUCUCUGCUACAUUCUAGAUAAAUUCAACAAACCAUUCCAUUGCGUGGCCAAAAACUGCGCCGCCGCCUUUUCCACCCAGGUAGGCCUUGUGCGCCAUCUUCAGUUCACACACCAUUACAAACGCUCUCAGCUCCUGCUGGAAAAAGAAGUGCAGCAGGAUCCCGAAGUCAAAAAGGAAAAUGUGCGGAAAAGGCCUUACCCGAGCUCCGACGAACCCAAGCCCCAGUUUAAAUGUCAGUUUGUCAACUGCAACGCUUCCUACCAUCUCAAGAGCAGCCUGGCGCGGCACACCCGCAUUGUGCAUUCACAGAUGCCGGGACUCAUCCGGUGCAAGUUUGAGGGUUGCACCAAAGUAUUCACCCACAACGAGGCGCUGAAAAAACACACGUUGUUUCGACACUGCGAGUACUACGACUCGCUGGUAGUACGGCUCCAGAGCACUCGAAAGAAGUCCGUUACCGGAUGCCAAAAGAAGCUGAUAGUAACACCCACCAACCCCGCGUCGCCGGAACCGAAACAACCCGCCCAGUCGGACGAGGAAGACCACGUGACCGAAGACGGGGAGAAGUCUGCGGUGGAAGCGGAACGGAGUUAUGUUGUCCGAUCACACGAAGAAGCUUUACAAAUGUGUCAAGACCGUUUUUUACCCGUCACCUACCCCUGCAUGAUUCAAGACUGCGACUCGGUCCUCAAGUACUCGCGCGGCUUGAGCCGCCACUACAAAAAGGUUCACCACAUGCCGAAUGCGUAUAUUCGGAAUAAUACCGACACGCUCUUUUACAACGCGGAGCAGCUGGAGGAAUCGAUUCAGAAGAAAUCGGCUCGGCCAACCGUAGUGAGAAAAGAGAACCCAAACGGAGUUUGUAAAAUGGAGUAUCAGCCGGAGACCUCACAGGGACAGGAUGCUCAGGUAAAACUGCACUCGGUCACAGCAGAAACCCAAAUGGAGACUCUUUCCGAUCCCCCGAGAUUGCCAGUGGAGGAAGUGCUGCCGCCCGCAGAGAAAAACGGACCACUUUCCGAUCCUCUGCGAUUCCCAGCGGAGGAAGUGCUGCCGCCCGCAGAGAUAAACAGACCUCUUUCCGAUCCUCUGAGAUUCCCAGCGGAGGAAGUGCUGCCGCCCGCAGAGAAAAACGGACCACUUUCCGAUCCUCUGCGAUUCCCAGCGGAGGAAGUGCUGCCGCCCGCAGAGAUAAACGGACCUCUUUCCGAUCCUCUGAGAUUCCCAGAGGAGGAAGUGCUUCCGCCCGCAGAGAGAAACGGACCUCUUUCCGAUCCUCUGAGAUUCCCAGUGGAGGAAGUGUUGCCGCCCGCAGAGAGAAACGGGGUCCUUGUCGGCGCCGACGACGUGCUGUACGGAGAACCGAGUACCGCCACUCACGCCGAGGAUUCUGUUGUGCCGAACGGUCACAAAAAGGUGGAAGAAUUACUCAACUUGGAACAGAUCAAACCACUCCUUCGUCCUUUUACUAUCAAUCUGUCGCCACCGUGUUGUGUGCUGUUGACUACAGAGGAGGGACUUCAAGACACAGCCAAAGAUGGCAAAAUAUCCGAAAAGUCAGCUCCGCCUCCAGUACGGCAGCCUCUCAAGCGAAAGAAUGAGCUCUCCGUGCAGCCAUCAAACGUGAUUGACCCUCAGCCUCUUGGCUCCCCUCCACACUCUUUUGACAUUGCCACAUACAAGCCAGUUGGCUUUGAGGCAUCCUUCCUCAAGUUCAUCCAAGAAACCGCACCAAAAGACAAAAAGACUCUAAUCUGUAAAAGGCGAGAGUCCUUCCGGCGCAGUUGCUCGGUCAAAGAAAACAAGCAACUGGGAAUCACGUACACCCGAAGCAGGCGCAGUCAUGCCGCGCUUCACAAAUGCCGCGGUAUGACUGGGGACUUCCCAUCUGUCCGAAACUUGAAGUCCAUCUUGGACAAAGCCCUUGCUGGGUGCGGGGACCUGGCCAUCAAGCAGCUUCAGUACCUCAGACCUGUGGUGGUCCUGGGGAAGCCCGUUUGUAUGGCCAGCCUGCCUCACCUCUUCCCAACAGACUCCAACAACAGUAAACUGCUUCUGGGAAGCAAAGUUUAGCAUCGCACCAUUUUUUUUUAAAUGAAAAUGAAUUUUUGUUAAAUGCAAUUGUUAUAAUUUUCUUAAAUUGGUGAUGCUAUGUUUUUGUUGCUUAUUUUGCCAAACGGAAGACUUGCCAGAUCAUCAGCAUAAAAUUCAAGCUAUGUCUCGUCCACCAAAUCUCAUUUUUUAAUGCACAUACAUAAGUGCUUCAAGAUCUAUGGACAUUUUUACAGACUGUUGGAAAUAUUGGCAAGAGGCUUUUACUUGAGUUAGUAAUGUACAUUCUACAAAAGUCUAAAAGAGUGACUGAUUAGCACUUCUAACUUCAUAUGAAAUGUGUGACAUUUUGCAGUGUUGGAAGAUGAAACACCUGUGUAAAUUUCUAAUAAAUGUAAAGAUGAA
Syngnathus typhle (broad-nosed pipefish) is the source of this 6322-nucleotide messenger RNA. It is a transcript of the gene rlf, whose product is annotated as RLF zinc finger. NCBI's taxonomy places the organism in Eukaryota, Metazoa, Chordata, Actinopteri, Syngnathiformes, Syngnathidae. The record is from RefSeq and is a predicted model, not a curated record. The transcript is spliced from 8 exons. Gene Ontology annotation, biological process: regulation of transcription by RNA polymerase II. Gene Ontology annotation, cellular component: nucleus. Gene Ontology annotation, molecular function: DNA binding; DNA-binding transcription factor activity, RNA polymerase II-specific. The coding region runs from base 44 to 5938 and encodes 1964 amino acids.